GGACGUUAAAUCGCGUGUGUGAUGGAUUAAUCUUGCGUGGAACAAAAAGAGUCAUAAUUCCGAACAUUUUGAUCGAAUUGAGAAGUUUAUUUGGAAUGGCAGAACAACGCAAUUCAUUGCCCAUAUCGGCUCGUGACAUUUAG
Funneliformis geosporum is the source of this 143-nucleotide messenger RNA. The record is from the annotation of a GenBank genome assembly. NCBI's taxonomy places the organism in Eukaryota, Fungi, Glomeromycota, Glomeromycetes, Glomerales, Glomeraceae.